AUGAAAAAGUUUGUGCUAAUCAAUCAUGAAAGUAUUUAUGCUAAUCAGAACGGAUAUGCGCUUCAUCCAUUUAAAAAACAUUGGAAGAGUAUUGGUCCACUCAGCAAAUUUUUCGAUUGUUUGGAGUUCUUUCUAAAUGAAUCCUGUAAUGCUGUAGUUCCAGUCCGAUUCAGGCAUUCAGCACGAUUCAGAUUAUCUACCGAUCGCAACUAA
Molecule: messenger RNA, 213 nt
Organism: Brugia pahangi
Lineage: Eukaryota; Metazoa; Nematoda; Chromadorea; Rhabditida; Onchocercidae
Source: the annotation of a GenBank genome assembly